AUGGCGUCUCCCAGUGGGAAGGCAGCCCGCGAACCCGAGGCUCCUAGCGGCGGGCCGCGGCCCCUCGCCCGGAACCUCGUGGAUUGCGUCGACGAUGCAGAGGGGCUCUACGUGGCGGUCGAGCGGUGUCCGCUGUGCAACACCACCCGCCGCCGGCUGACCUGCGCCAAGUGCGUCCAGAACGGCGAUUUCGUCUACUUCGACGGCCGCGACCGCGAGAGGUUUAUAGACAAGAAGGAAAGGUUAAACCAACUUAAGAACAAGCAAGAAGAAUUUCAAAAAGAAGUGUUAAAAGCUCUGGAAGGAAAAUGGAUAGCAGAUCAGUUGAGAUGGAAAAUAAUGUCCUGCAAGAUGAGGAUUGAGCAGCUGAAACAAACAAUAUGUAAAGGAAAUGAAGAAAUGAAGAAAAAUUCUGAAAGCCUUCUCAAAACCAAGGAAAAGAAUCAGAAGCUUAACACUCGAGCACAACGGCAUCAAGAGAAAAAGGAGAAGAUUCAGAGGCACAAUCGCAAACUUGGUGACUUGGUAGGAAAAAAAACCAUUGACUUAAGAAGUCAUUAUGAGUGUCUGGCAAAUCUUCGGCGAUCUCAUAUAUUAGAGCUCACCUCUGUCAUUUUUCCAAUCGAGGAAGUAAAGACUGGUGUGAGAGAUCCCGCAGAUGUGUCUUCAGAGAAUGACAGUGCCAUGACCUCCAGCACUGUGAGCAAGCUUGCUGAAGCCCGGAGGACAACUUACCUGUCAGGGAGAUGGGUCUGUGACGAUCACAAUGGGGACACCAGCAUUAGCAUUACAGGGCCUUGGAUUAGCCUUCCCAACAACGGGGACUACUCUGCCUACUACAAUUGGGUGGAAGAGAAGAAAACCACACAGGGGCCUGACAUGGAGCAUAAUAACCCUGCUUACACGAUCAGUGCUGCAUUGUGCUACGCGACUCAGCUGGUCAACAUUGUGUCUCACAUACUUGACGUAAAUCUUCCCAAAAAGCUGUGCAACAGUGAAUUUUGUGGGGAAAAUCUCAGCAGACAGAAAUUUACUCGAGCAGUGAAGAAGCUAAAUGCAAAUAUUCUUUACCUAUGCUUCUCUCAGCAUGUAAAUUUAGACCAAUUACAACCACUGCAUACCCUCAGGAAUCUAAUGUACCUGGUCAGUCCGAACUCUGAACACCUAGGCAGGUCAGGACCCUUUGAAGUGCGAGCAGACCUUGAGGAGUCCAUGGAAUUUGUGGAUCCCGGAGCUGCUGGAGAAUCAGAUGAGAGUGGAGACGAGCGCAUGAGUGACGAGGAGACCGACCUGGGCACGGACUGGGAGAACCUGCCGAGCCCCCGGUUUUGUGAUAUCCCUUCCCAGCCUGUGGAAGUCUCCCAGAGCCAGAGCACCCAGGUGUCACCGCCCGUCGCGAGCAGCAGUGCGGGCGGGAUGAUCUCCUCUGCCGCAGCCUCGGUGACCUCCUGGUUUAAAGCUUACACUGGACACCGUUAAAAAGCAUGGACCAAAACAUGCCAAAUUUGCCGCAAGAAAGUUCUUCCACUAGGCUCCGGUACACUUGAUGUGUUUAGUUAAGAUAGUGCCUGGAACAAAAGAGGUUCAAGUUUUUUUUUUUUUCCAAGCAGGGAGACAAGCAUUUCUAUUUGUCAAAUAGCCAGUGGUGGUGGCCGACAUGCUUAUGAUAAUUAAUAGAACGGAAGGGUCAAAGGUCCUUCUACCUAGACUGGUGGUGGGGGAAGGACCUGUGCAUGUGGCCAGUUCUGUUGAGGCAGAAAUCCAUUUGGGCUCCCCAGUCACAGCCCACAGGCCACAUGGACGGGCUGAGGUGUCAGUCCUGGUGAUGCUGCGACUGUUCCUAAACACUUUACAUUUUAGAGGGUGAAUCACAAGGAAAUUGAUGAGUAGGGCUUGAAAGAUAAAAACUGUAAUAUGAGUUUGUUUUUAUGCCUUGGUUUUUUGUACAGAGAACCAGCAGGCAAUUUGAAAUACUUGAUUUCUUUAUAGUUUGGUCAUGUUUGGUUUUUAGGUCAAAGAUUUUGGUUUUGUUUGGAAGGGGUAGUGUUUUUUGCAGGGGGGAGGGAAGGGGAGUUUAAAAAUUACUUCACUUUGCUGCUCUGUCAUAGCUCGUCAGACAUUCCUGUUUUUCUUUCUCCCCACACACCAAAGAAACUAAGGUCUUUUUUUCCUUAGGACCCACAUCCGUGAACAGAAGAAAUCCUGGCUGCAAUAAUGGUCUAGAGAUUUUAAAACUGUGUUCUUCUGAGGGGAAUUAAGUUCAUUCUUACCUCGAUUAUUGAAUUCCUACCAUCCAAGCUGUGUGCAUUUUGAAAUUGAACUUAUUUUCUAUGAGUGAAAAAUAAGUUAUUAAAGGUCAUUCCCUUAUGUAAACUAAAUGCCUGCCUGGGCACAGGUUAAAGCCACUUAAUUAAGUGGUCUUUGGUCAUUCUUCUGGUGUCCAGUUUCUUUUCUAAGGGAUUUAGUAAGUGGCAGGUUUUUCCCAGGAAAACCAUCCUGCUUAUUUGUUUCCUAGAGGUCAUUGUAGCUCUAAGGACACUACCUUCGCUCAGAAAUGCAGAGCAGGUGAUCCCAGCUGAUACUGCUCUUCUCUGUCCUAGGGAAAGCUCAGAUGGAAAGAGUUAUUCCUCACCAAGAGCUCAUUUUCAGCUAAUGUGUCUUGUCAUUCUCUUACUGACAAUCGUAUAAGAAAACUGUAGAGAGGCAUUAUGUACAAAUAUGUAAGUAGUUUUUUAUUUUUAAUAACUGCAAAAAAAAAAAAUCCUAUGUAACAACUACAAAAAGAAGCCCUAUGAAGAGUUCCUGACAGGCAUUAUUACCGUAUCUUGUUAGUGUGAUUAGCACGAUCGUGCCUCAGAUACAUCAGCUGGAAGUUGGCCCUGCCCCCGCCUCUCUUCUCAUUGUGAUGAUUACAGUUGAUACUUGGCCUCCAAAUCCGAGCUGCUAUAUCUACAGCUUGUGCUGUUAGUAUAUUCAGUGGCGGGUAGAGUUUUGGGUAGACUUGCAGAAGAAGGGUGUUUGUUCCUCUCCGGGAGUCCCAUGUUCCCGACUACAUGCCUUUUCACCAGAGGGAAGGAAGUGGGCUUUCCCCGGUGGGCUCUCACAUAGCUGGCGUCUGUUUCAAGUGCUCAGCUUCGUGACUGCUGGGCUCGCACUGCACCCUCCGGGUCUGUAGUUCAUAGGGAGUGGGUAGGGUGGACUCGAACAAAUGCCAAAUGAACUUAAAAUCCCAUGAGAGAAGAGUUGGCUAGGCACUUCAGCCCUCAAAAAGAACAGCUUAGUCUCAAGAAUCAGAAGACUAGGAUUUGGGGCUCGCUGCUGAAAGAUGCACAAUAGUCAUGGUUUUUCUCAAGUAAGCCUCUUGUGAAGCCAUGAUGUGAGAUGAAGCUAAAGAAUAGAAUCCAGAGAUCACAAACUCAUAUCUAGAGUAAUUCAACAAAACUUAAAGGAUAUGGAAAAGUUAGGGAUUGAUAGGGUAUAUUUUUUUGUUGUUAAUAUCAACUAGAGGCACUUUACUUAGGGUUAAAUGAUCAAACCCUUUAGUGGAUUUGAACACCCAACAUGCUGGCUUACACUGCUGACAUAUUUUGGUUUUCAUUAUUUUGCACUGGAUCCACCCUGUAAAUAUUCUUACAUAUGCAUUUGAACCACUGUUUUUUUCUACUCUCUUUGCUGCUCAUUAAAAUCUUUCAUGUAGGUGCCAGAACCAUAUAUAAACAGCUUUUGUAAAAAUUGAAACUGGUAUUUUUUUUUUAAACAAAAAGCCAUAGAACUUGGUUAUGUUUUCCAUAUUAAAAUGAUUUGUUGAAACAAGGUAAUACUAAUAAAAAUCCACAGGCACCAAAUAUGCUGUUAAAAGGAUCUGUUAAAGAUUUUUUUUAUAAUGGAAUAUAACUAAGAAAAGUUUUACACAUCAGUGAGUUAAGGGGAAAACGGUAUAUCAGCAGUGGGUAUAGCAGACAGGUUUCAUUUCAGGAUUCGAGUCUCAAUAAUUUGGGAAUGACCAUUCAGUGGCAUGCUGUUGAAAGAACCACAGUACCCUCGUGGUGUCAUGUUGCAGGAAUUUCCUACUGCUAUGCGACUUCCAAACCAGUUUGAGUCAUACAAAUGUUCUCUAAAGUCUUAUCAUAUUAUUGCAAUAAAUCUUUUAACAGUACUUUGCUAACAUGUAU
Molecule: messenger RNA, 4172 nt
Organism: Diceros bicornis minor
Lineage: Eukaryota; Metazoa; Chordata; Mammalia; Perissodactyla; Rhinocerotidae
Gene: ATG14
Product: autophagy related 14
Exons: 10
Coding region: 1-1479 (492 amino acids)
Biological process (GO): autophagosome assembly; mitophagy; cellular response to starvation
Cellular component (GO): mitochondria-associated endoplasmic reticulum membrane contact site; extrinsic component of omegasome membrane; extrinsic component of phagophore assembly site membrane
Source: RefSeq, a predicted model, not a curated record